Messenger RNA from Chelonoidis abingdonii (Abingdon island giant tortoise), 4865 nucleotides. The record is from RefSeq and is a predicted model, not a curated record. NCBI's taxonomy places the organism in Eukaryota, Metazoa, Chordata, Testudines, Testudinidae.
AAGACUGGGUUUGGCAUCACUAUAAUCCCUAUGAAUGUAGCAAAUGUAAAACAAGUGGACAGGACAGCAAAACAGUCUUUUGAAAUAAUCACUCCCUAUAAAAGCUUUAGCUUUACAGCAGAGUCGGAAGGAGAGAAACAAGAGUGGAUUGAAGCAUUACAGCAAUCGAUAGCAGAAACUCUCUCUGAUUAUGAAGUAGCUGAGAAGAUAUGGUUCAAUGAGUCAAACAGGAGCUGUGCUGAUUGUAAAGCUCCAGAUCCCGACUGGGCAUCCAUUAAUCUCUGUGUUGUCAUUUGUAAGAAAUGUGCAGGGCAGCACAGAUCUUUAGGGCCCAGAGAUUCAAAGGUCCGGAGCCUAAAAAUGGAUACCAUCAUUUGGAGUAAUGAGCUGAUUGAGCUUUUUAUUGUCAUUGGAAAUAAAAGGGCAAACAGUUUUUGGGCAGGAAAACUUCAACCAGAAGAGGAAUUGCAUAUGGACUCCCCUCUAGAAAAAAGGAUAACAUUUAUUACACAAAAAUACAAAGAAGGAAGAUUCAGGAAAACUCUUAUGGGCUACAAAACCAAAGAAGAAUUAAAUAAGGCCCUGUGUGCUGCAGUAGUUAAACAAGAUGUGUUGGAAACAAUGACGUUGCUAUUUAGUGGAGCUGAUGUUAUGUGUGCCACUGGAGAUCCUGUUUACAGUACGCCUUACUUACUAGCCAAGAAAGCAGGGCAAAGGCUGCAAAUGGAAUUCCUCUACCACAAUAAAUUCUCAGAUUUCCCAAACUAUGAUACUGAUUUUGAAAGUGGCUUCUCUCAAGAUGCUUCACAUUCUACUUUUCUUUGUGAAUUUUUAUACAAAGUUUCUUAUAAUGCUGCUAAGCUAUUUACAGACAGGAAGUUGAAAGAAGACUGCAAUAAAAGGUGGUGUACUUUGGAAAGUGGCUUCUUGAGUUACUAUGAAAAUGAUAAAACAACCACUCCUAAUGGUAUGAUUGACAUCAGUGAAGUUAUCUGUCUUGUGGUGCACAAAGAAGACUCCUUUUUAAAUACAGGGGCCAUUUUUACCUUUGAAAUCUACUUACUGUCAGAACGUAUUUUUCUAUUUGGUGCUGAAACUGCACAUUCACAGAGAAAAUGGACCUGGGCAAUAGCCAAGCAUUUUGUUCCCUUUGUGGCUGAAUGUUUGUUAAAGAGAGACUAUGAUCUGAUUGGCCAGCUGUACUACAAAGAUUGCCAUAAUCUUGAUCAGUGGAGAAAAGGCUGGUUUGCUAUAGAUAAGUCAAGUCUACAUUUUUGUCUUGAAAUGGAGAAUGCUCAAGAAGAUUCAAUACAUCUGAGGAGACUGCAGGAGCUGACAAUCAGCAGUGUGAUUCAAAAUGGAGAAAAAAUAGAUGUCCUGCUGCUUGUUGAAAAAGGAAGAACAUUAUACAUCCAUGGUCAUACAAAGUUGAAUUUCACGGUCUGGCAUACUGCAAUUGAAAAAGCAGCAAGUACAGAUGGUAAUGCCUUACAAGAUCAGCAGCUCAGCAAAAAUGACGUUCCUAUUAUAAUGAACAGCUGUAUAGCAUUUGUUACACAGUAUGGUUUAGGUAGCAAACAUAUCUACUCAAAGAAUGGCGACCCUUCCCAUGUGAGCGAGCUCCUAGAGAGCUUCAAAAAAGAUGCAAGAAGUGUUAAACUGAGAGCUGGAACGCAUCAGCUAGAAGAUGUGACUGAUGUACUGAAAUGUUUCCUGUCUCAAAUAGAUGAUGCCCUUCUCACUAAAGAGCUUUAUCCAUUUUGGAUCUCUGCACUAGAUAUACAGAAUGAAAAGGAACGAGUGAGGAAGUAUGGAACUUUUAUUCAGAGCCUUCCACCCGUCAAUAGAGCAACUUUGGCAGCUUUAAUUGAACACCUUUACAGGGUGCAUAAAUGUUCAGAAAUCAAUUUUAUGAACCCGCACAAUCUAGCCAUGGUGUUUUCAUCAUGUUUAUUUCAAACUAAAGGACAUACCAGCGAAGAAGUCAAUGUAAUAGAGGAUCUAAUUAAAAAUUACGUACAGCUCUUCGAUAUAAACGAAGAUCAGGUCAAACAAAUGGAUACAGAGAACCGCUUUAUUACCAAGUGGAAAGACACUCAAGUUUCCCAAGCUGGAGAUUUGUUAAUUGAAGUUUAUGUGGAAAGAAAAGAGCCAGACUGUAGUAUUAUAAUCAGGGUAUCGCCUUUGACAGAGGCAGAAGAAUUAACUAAUGAUGUAUUAGGAAUAAAAAACAUAAUUCCCAACAAGGAUGAGAUCUGGGCUGCUUUUGAAGUGAUUGAAAAUGGAGAGCUAGAGCGCCCUCUACACUACACAGAGAAUGUGUUGGAACAAGUUCUUCACUGGAGUUCAUUACCUGAGCCUGGCUCUGCAUAUCUUGUAAUAAAGAAGUUUCUAACAGCAGAUGCAGUAAAACUCUACAAUGAGAAGAAUGCAAAAGGUAAUGUGAAAGCAGGCUAUAUGAAAUACAAAGAAGAACCAUCAAAAUUACUGUCUGGAAAUAAAUUUCAGGAGCGUUAUUUCGUAUUACGGGAAGGAAAUCUGCUUCUUUACAAGGAUAUGAAGAGUAGCAAACCUGAAAAAGUGCUGCACCUCAGUUCACUGAAACUUUAUCUUGGAGUGAAGAAGAAAAUGAAGUCACCAACAAACUGGGGUCUUACAGUAUAUUCUGAAAAGCACCACUGGCACAUGUGUUGUGAUGGACAGGAUACACAGAUGGAGUGGAUGACCAGUAUUUUCAACGCACAGCACAGUGAUAUAUGGCCACCAGCUGGAAAAGCAAGAAAACAGUCUAUCACUAAAAAUCCAAAGAUUGGAGGCUUACCUCUAAUUCCCAUUCAGCAGGAGAAAAAUGCUUCUAAAACCAGAGGAAAUGCAGAGCAUAUUAAAGCUGGAAACCUGACAUUCAGUGAACAAGAUGAAAAUGACACUGCGGAAGAAAAAAAGAAUUUAAAAGAAAGAGCAUAUAUCGUAGCCCAAUGCCUAGGGCGCAAGGAGGAGAAAGUGAAAAACCAUAUGAAAAAACAUCGAAGCUUGACCUGUGUUGAGGACACAGGUGCUGACAUUGCUGACUUACACCAAAGUCCCUAUAAAGAAUCAAGGACACUGAAGAAACAUGAGAACAAAACAAACAAAUCUCAUUUGGAAUCUGAUAAGUUGCCGCCAAAUGUUAUUCAGGAACUAAAUACAGUUCUGCAGAAAAACAGAGCCCUCCACGAAGAAACCUAAAGCUGAAUUUGUAAGACAGAUGUCAAAAACCCUGAUUAUUCCAGGCAAUAAAUAGCUUGUUUGUUAAAGUGUGUGUACAGUUUGUACAGUGUAGAGACUGUGAAAUGUGUUUAUAUACAGCUGCUGAUUUUUAAAUGACAAUUAUGUAUGUGCUGGUAAUAUGAUAUAAUUUAAGAUUAAACAGAGACCUUUACAUGUAUAAAAUUCCUGGUAUGAAAUCCUGGAUUUUGAAGCCAGUGGGAGUUUUGCUAUUGACUUCAGCAGGGCCAGGAUUUCACCCAUCAUUUUGAACGCAGACUUUGUUAGUGUGCUAACCAGAGUACUUCAAUUAAAAAAGACAGUUUAAAUGUUAAGUAGUUUGCUUACGCUCUGUAUGUCCAGAAUCUUUUUCUAAGCACAGGAGAAAUCUUCUUGUAAAGAGACCAAAGUGCACAUACAGACUGUAGUUGUCUAAUAAUAUAUAAGAAUAAGUAACGUAUGAUCUAAUCUGAUGACAAAUCUUGCAGUAUCUUCUCUCUGCUAAACAGGUUGAAAUUGAUUUUAAAGAAAGUGUAUCCAGGGGACUGGCUAGCUCAUAUGAUCAGGAAUGUGAGGCAGAACUUUCAUCUUCAGAUCCCUCGUUUGGAUGUGACUAGCUUGCUUGUGACAAAGUUAUCUGAUGGCUAUUCAGUAAUCACAUGCAAAAUGAAUUUCCUUAUGAACAGAUGGCCCAGUCACAAAACCACCCAUCAAACUGGCUCUAAUUCAUCCUGUCACAGAAUGGCCAGGAAUGAAAUGAGCAUGGAGAAAAAAUUAUCCUUUCACCCUUAGAGGUGAUCCCACCAGAUCAAGAUGGAGAAAGACAUUGACAGAGGCUGCAAUUUGUGCUAUAGCUCUUCUGAGGAUAACGAGAGGCUUCAGGCUCUACCAAUCUAGUACCCUUUAGGAGCACUAAAUUCAUUAAUAUUGAGGAGGGAAGAGAACGUGCCAUAUUUCAUCAAGCUUUAUAAAGUGUAAUAUUGGCCUUAUUUAUUUAACAAGCAUAUUUUCUGGUUUUUCCCUGUUGCCAUAUUUCUGUGCGAACAGAAGCAGUGUCCUCUGUAAUUAGCUUGUUCCUAUUUUCUGAUAUGAAUGGAUGUCAUAACUGUCAUUGUGAUGUCACAGUUAUGUCUCAUGGUGGUUAGCACGGAACACAUCAGUCUGAAGGAAGUUAAUUCUGAAAGAGAAAGCUGCGAUCUGAAUACAAGUAUCUUCUGUAUGUAAUCUGUAUGUUCUGAAAAGAAGGAUAGAAAAGCUACAAUUUAAUGGGUUUUUAUUAUGUUUUGUUUUUAAUAGUUUGCUGGAAUGUAGCAGUAGCAAGCGUUCCUCAUUCACUUUGCACUUAUUCCAUUUGAUCAACUGUAAAAUCUAAAAGCAAGUUUGUAAUUUUUUUUUUUAUUUUCCGCAGUGCACUUUUGAUUAUUUUGUUAGUCUUAAUUUGUAGCAUGGGCGUAACUCCCAUUUACUUAAGAGAGUGCUGAAUGUGAAAUACAUUCUUAAAUGUUUUCCUGAAUCAGGGCCUAUCUUUGUGGGAAGGAGGAUAUUUCAGCACAGUGCUUAUAUUGUCUGUCUGAGGCGCAGUUGCUGCAAAGGGUACUAAAAAGUAAAGAAAAAAAUUGCUU